AUGGAUUUUACCUGGGUCCCACUNCCUGGUGCCGGAGAUUCUUGUGUUGGUGUUCCUGGUGCCGGAGAUCCUUGUGUUGGUGUUCCUGGUGCCGGGGAUCCUUGUGCUGGUCGUCCUCUCCGCGUCGGCGCCUACGCUGCCCACAUUCCAAACCCACGCUACCUGCGAUUGGAUACUUUCGGUGGUUACGCAGGCUCCACUAUCUUCUUGGAAGCCUGUGCUGCUUCUACUACUGCAACUGCUGUUGCAGCUUACCUUAACUUGGAUGAACCACUGUCUCUACAGGCUUCCAACUCUAUUCUACUUCACACCAGCCCCACUGCAACCGAACUAACGCUAGGGUGGAAGCUAGACAGGAAAGGAGUUUGGAAGGAAAAGGAAGGAAAAAGGAGGAAGAGAACUAGGCCUAUCUCACUCUACGCAACUGACCCACACCCUGGUGUGAAGCAACUCCACAGAUUUCCAUGA
Messenger RNA from Rodentolepis nana, 468 nucleotides. NCBI's taxonomy places the organism in Eukaryota, Metazoa, Platyhelminthes, Cestoda, Cyclophyllidea, Hymenolepididae. The record is from the annotation of a GenBank genome assembly.